Neurospora hispaniola is the source of this 2963-nucleotide messenger RNA. Its product is annotated as multicopper oxidase-domain-containing protein. Gene Ontology annotation, molecular function: oxidoreductase activity; copper ion binding. The transcript has 9 exons. The coding region runs from base 431 to 2650 and encodes 739 amino acids. The record is from RefSeq and is a predicted model, not a curated record. Lineage: Eukaryota; Fungi; Ascomycota; Sordariomycetes; Sordariales; Sordariaceae.
UUGACGAUUGAAACCGCGAGGAUCAUGGCUUGCCAUGAGAGCUGCGAAACUCACACCACCCCACGCUGGCCCAUUACUUCUGAGGCACACCGACGGUUAGCUACAUACGGCGGGGAAGCUGAGCGAGUAGCUUAGUUUACCUUAUAUCGCAGAUCACACUGUGACCCUUCUGCCUCCUCAUACCCCACAAGCACCAUGCUAACGUUUGAGGCUUUACAAGCCCACGGGCGAGACCGCCAUGUUAUGUAUGGAUGAGACAUUGCUUAACGAAAGGUUGAAAGCUUAUAAAAAGCUUCAAGGUUGAGCUCUUCAGUAUGGACAUGAUUGUUCGCUUCGUAUGCACCUUUUCCCUUAAGCCAAACUGAACAUUCCUCCUCCCCGUCGUAUUGUGCCUUGACUGAUACAUCUCCAAACCUCAUCGACGCCCACCAUGAGGCUCACCUCAGUGUGGACCAGCGUCGUGCAGGUCUUUAGUUUCCUCACCUUUUCUUCCCCCGAGGACGGCAACGAUCUCUCAUCACAGCGUCCCCAAUUCCCCAUCCCCUUGGAAAACGUUCACCAUCACCCACCUUCCCCCCACCACCCUAUUCCCCCGAUCUCUAACCAUGCCGCCGAGGAUGUAGUACCCCUCUAUACCGGCGGCAAGGAACAUUCCUACAUGGUGAAUGACCACCCCGUUGUCGGAACACCCAAAAGUCCCCAAGAAGGAGGUCCCGGCGGAGGGCUCAACUGUCAUUAUCCCGAAAUGCAGGACUGGGAGCCUUGCUAUAGCCCCGAGAACAGGACAUGCUGGUUGAAGCAUAAGCAUAAUGAUAAGCGGAUUGAUGUUAUGACUGAUUAUGAGAAUGAGUGGGAAAUCCCAAAGGGGAAGGUUAGAAAGUUCUACCUGGAAGUCUCAGAGCAACCCAUUGCCCCAGAUGGUACAACGAUGGAACAUGGCAAGGUGUUCAACCGCACUUAUCCGGGACCUUGGCUUGAGGCUUGCUGGGGUGACUGGAUUGAGGUAACUGUAAAGAACAAUCUCCGCUGGAACGGCACAUCCGUUCAUUGGCACGGCUUCCGCCAAUUUGAGUCCUUCCACAUGGACGGCGUCAACGGAAUAACCGAAUGCCCCAUCGCCCCUGGCGACACCUUCACCUACCGGUUCCGUGCCAUGCAAUAUGGUUCCGCCUGGUACCACAGCCACUACUCCUUACAAUACGGCGACGGGCUCUUGGGUCCCAUUACCAUCUACGGCCCCUCAACAGCAAACUUUGAGGCGGACGAGGCGUUUCGUCCCUUGCUGCUCACAGACUGGAACCACCGGAGUGUGUUCGAAGACUGGCCGCUCAUGCUUAAAUCGGGCGUGGCGCCGUCGAUGACGAAUAUCCUGAUCAACGGGGUGGGACAGUUUGGUUCUGGUGGGAAGCAAAAGGAGAAGUACACGCUUUAUUUGGACGAGGGGAAGAAGCAUUUGCUGAUUUUGAUCAACACGGCCGUUGAUACGACGUUUGUGUUCUCGAUUGACAACCAUACCAUGGAGGUUAUUGAGAUGGAUUUUGUGCCGAUUGUGCCGUAUAAUACGACAAAUCUGAAGAUUGGGAUUGGUCAAAGAUACCACGUCCUCGUCCACGGCCUAGAAAACCCGUAUGAAGCCGAGAGAUACGGCAACUACUGGAUGCGGGUAAUUCCGGCAAGAAAGUGCAGCAAGUUCCCCUACGGUCCUGACGAGCAGAUGGGUAUCUUCAGGUACAACACGACUUACCAGACCAUGGCGUCGGCACCUGAUCCCAUGUCGGAACCGCCUCUGUAUGAGACCAACUGUGCAGAUGAGCCGCUGGAUAAGCUGGUGCCGAAGAUACCAUGGACCGUUGGCAAUCCGGUGAAUAUUGACCCCAACGUCGACCCCAAAAAACUCCCAGCCAACGAGAGCUACAUUUUCAACGUCGGCCUGACCAUGUCCGGCGGUCCCAACACCAGCACACCUUAUAUCCCCGAUGACCAACCUUAUGCCCGCUGGGACAUGCACAUUGCCCCCUUCCGCAUCAACUUCUCCGACCCCACGCUCCUCUCCCUCUCGUCCCUCGAUUCCCUUAUUACCAAACCACACCUAGACAUCGUCACCCUCCCCAUCUCCAACCCCGACGACGACAAAUGGAUCUGGAUGGUGAUCACCGCUCCCGAUAAAGUUCCCACCGAGGGAGCCCGGAUCUUCUUCCCUGCUGCACACCCGAUUCACCUACACGGCCACGACUUUGCGGUGCUAAGACAGAGUAGCAAGAACUGGUAUGAUGAUCCGGACAUUGGUCACAUUGGGGAGGGCAAGAGGUGGUUUACCCCCGACAAGUUGAAUUGCGACAAUGAGAGGCUGGAUUGCGAGAAUCCGACUAGGAGGGAUGUGGUGCUGUUGCCGGCGAGUGGCUAUGUGGUGAUUGCUUUCAAGGCGGAUAAUCCUGGAGCCUGGAUCCUCCACUGCCACAUCGCCUUCCAUGCCUCGUCGGGUUUGGCUAUGCAAAUCAUCGAGAACAAGGACUUGAUUCCGGCCAUCAUGGAGAAAGAUAAGCCGGUUAUUGAGGAGAAGUGUAGGAAGUGGAGGGAGUGGUAUGGGGAGCCGAAGAACCUGUGGGACUGGCACGAGCCGAAGCAUUUCCAAGAUGAUUCGGGUGUGUGAUUCUGAGCUCUUGUGAUCGUUGGGGAAAUUCCCGGGAGGAAAGUGUUGUUGUGUAUUUCAACAAUACCUAGUUGGGUCGCUGUUGUUUGUCGGGAGCGCCUGUCUACCACUCUACUUCUACCCACCCGGGCUACCUCCUCUCGAGACCUCUGAAUGGCAGGAGAUUGAGAGAGACCCGAGUUCGGGAUAGCGAAGGACGGACUCUAGAUCUAGAUGGUGAUAACUCGUCGAUGAAAAGUUGUUACGUCCCAUGCUGAUUCACCCCUUUUGUGCGCCGAUUAAACAUCCAAACACAAGCAAAGCUCAUGAUCUC